AUGGAAGAUAGAAAAAAGAAACCGCGCUUUAGUGAAAAAGAACUUGAAAUAUUAGUUAAAGAAGGCUCAGAUAUCAUCAACUCAAAAUUCAGUGACAUGAUCAACAAUACAGAGAAAAAACAAGUAACUGUCGAAGAAAUUAAAAAGAAGUGGGAUGAUGUGAAGAGGGGUACAAAGAAGAGAGCUUCUGCCGUCCAGAAAGAAAGUUGUAAGACGGGGAGUGGAAAAUUGGAGAUUAUACCUUUAAGCCCAAUAGAAGAAGAUAUUGUGUCUGUAAUGGGAGAGGAGAGAAUUUUUGGAUUCAGCCCGUAUGUAGACACCAUGAUUCCACCUUCUGAAUUCUUUUAUACGUCUUCACAGCACAGAAUACUCAGUCUGAGGGCGAUGUAA
Molecule: messenger RNA, 390 nt
Organism: Saccostrea cuccullata (small rock oyster)
Lineage: Eukaryota; Metazoa; Mollusca; Bivalvia; Ostreida; Ostreidae
Exons: 3
Coding region: 1-390 (129 amino acids)
Cellular component (GO): nucleus
Source: RefSeq, a predicted model, not a curated record